ACCCCAGACAGCUGGCCUCCACAGCAUUCAGGUCCCUCACAGGCCACCCUGCUCCAGGGUGCCCCUGAGCUGAGGAACCUUAAGGGGUUGUGUGGAGGGGAGGGGUGUUUGCUUCACUCUCAAGGGAGUGCAGGAGACGGCAGCAGAAUGGGCGGGCAGCCCUCCAGCCCCCUGGACAAGCGGCAGCAGCAGCACCUGAGGGGCCAAGUGGACAUCCUGCUGAGGAACUUCCUGCCCUGCUACCGCGGGCAGCUGGCAGCCUCUGUCCUGCGGAAGAUCUCGAUAGAGCUGGGCCCUCAGGAGCCUGUGGGAUGUCAGCUGCUGCAGAGCAAAAAGCUGCCCCGAGUCCGUGAGCACCGAGGGCCCCUGACCCAGCUACAGGGCCACCCACCCCAGUGGCAGCCAAUCUUCUGUGUCCUGCGUGGGGAUGGCCGGCUGGAGUGGUUCAGCCACAGGGAGGAAUAUGAAAAUGGUGACCGUCCUCUGGGCUCUACGGCACUGACAGGGUACACAGUCCUGACUUCCCAGCGUGAAUAUCUCCGCCUCUUGGAUGCUCUCUGCCCAGACUCCUCAGGAGACCAUGCACAGGAAGAGCCUGAUACCCUCUUGGAGAUGCCUGUGAGCUUCCCCUUGUUCCUGCAGCAUCCCUUCCGCCGGCAUCUCUGUUUCUCUGCGGCCACAGGGGAGAUGCAGCGUGCCUGGAGGCUAGCCCUGCAGGGCGGCAUCCGGCUUCGUGGCACAGUUCUGCAGCGAAGUCAAGCCCCCGCAGCCCGUGCCUUUCUGGACGCUAUACGGGUCUACCGGCAGCAGCAAGGCCACUUUGGCGACGACAACGUGACUCUGGGCUCGGACGCCGAGGUGCUGACCGCGGUACUGAUGCAGGAGCUACAACCAGCGUUGCGAGCCCAGACCUUGCCCAGCCUGCGCGGAGCCCCCCGAGCCCGGGCCUGGGCCUGGACGAAGCUACUAGACGCCGUCCACGCCGCCGUCCUAGCCGGGGCCUCCGCGGGGCUCCGCGCCUUCCAGCCAGAAAAGGACGAGCUGCUUGUGGGCCUAGAGAAGACGAUCCGUCCAGACGCGGACCAGAUGCUGAGGCUGCGGGCGCGCGUGGCUGGGAGGCUGCGAGCUGCAGUCCAGGGCCCCCUUGAUUCGUGCCUGCACAGGAAGGUGGACGCGCAGCUGCCCCGGCUCACUCAGACACUGCUGAGCACCGUGGAAGCCGAACUCGCAGCCGUGCAGACCCUCCUAACCCAGGGCAUGGGCCGUCUGUCCCGCCACCUGCGUGGGAGCCCCUCGGGCACCCAACUGCGGAAGGAGGUUUACUCAUUUGGGGAGAUGCCAUGGGACCCAGAGUUGAUGCAGAUCUGCUACCGUGAGGCUGAGCAGAGCCAGGGACGCCUGGGGCAGCUGGCAGCACCAUUUGGCUUCUUCGGAACACAAAGCCUGGUAUUUGGAGCCCAGGAUCUGGCACAGCAGCUCAUGGCUGACGCCGUGGCCACCUUCCUGCAGCUGGCCGACCAGUGUCUGACUACAGCCCUGGACCGUGACCAGGCCGCUCAGCAGCUGGAGAAAGUCAGGGGGCGUGUGUUAAAGAAAUUCCAGUCGGAUAGUGGCUCAGCGAGGAGGCAGUUCAUCCACGGGUGGCUGCUCGGCAUCUUCUUGCCCUUUGUGUUGAGCCAGCUGGAGCCAAGCUGCAAAGCGGAGCUGUCUGAGUUUGAAGGGGAAGUCCUUGCUGUGGGCAGCCCUGCUCUGACCAUCGAGGGCAUCUAUGAGGAAGUUGUCCGGGGAGUCCUGCUGCAGAGGAUCAAUGGAGAAUUGACAAAAGCCCUUGGUGCCAGCAACAUGUCCUGCACUCUGGAUGGCUGCUCGGAGGCUCCAUGGGACCAGGCAGGUGCAGAUGUGGAAACUGAGGCUCAGAGAGGGACUUGCUCCAGGCAACCAGGCUCCAGCACCGAGAUCCGGCCACUCUGCCCACUGCCUCCUCCAGGGACACUCCAGAGCUGAAUCACUGUCCACAUUCAUUGUUGUUUCCAAUGGAUAAAUGUCUACUAGUGGAAUUUCUGAGUCAAAGCAUAUGUACCAUUUCAAGGCUUUUAUAACCUCCCACACACCUCCACCUGACUCCUCUCCAGAAAGGAUAUGCCUUAUUUACUCCCACCAGCAAACUUUGUGCAUAUUCUCCAUAUCCUUUCCAAAUACUAGAAAUGUUCAUAAAAGAAAAAACUGACAAUUUGAUAGAAUACAAAUUUCAUUGUUUCAUUUGGAAUUUCUUUCAUGACUAAAUUGAACCUAAAAAUAUGUUUAUUAACCAUUUAU
Messenger RNA from Camelus dromedarius (Arabian camel), 2316 nucleotides. RefSeq names its product niban apoptosis regulator 3 (gene NIBAN3). The record is from RefSeq and is a predicted model, not a curated record. The coding region runs from base 148 to 2004 and encodes 618 amino acids. The transcript is spliced from 15 exons. NCBI's taxonomy places the organism in Eukaryota, Metazoa, Chordata, Mammalia, Artiodactyla, Camelidae.